Myotis lucifugus (little brown bat) is the source of this 2088-nucleotide messenger RNA. RefSeq names its product cyclic nucleotide gated channel alpha 3 (gene CNGA3). The transcript is spliced from 8 exons. NCBI's taxonomy places the organism in Eukaryota, Metazoa, Chordata, Mammalia, Chiroptera, Vespertilionidae. Bases 1 to 2088 code for a protein of 695 amino acids. Gene Ontology annotation, cellular component: intracellular cyclic nucleotide activated cation channel complex; plasma membrane. The record is from RefSeq and is a predicted model, not a curated record. Gene Ontology annotation, biological process: monoatomic cation transmembrane transport. Gene Ontology annotation, molecular function: protein-containing complex binding; intracellularly cAMP-activated cation channel activity; cGMP binding.
AUGGCCAAGAUUAACACCCAGUAUUCCCACCCCAACCCGCCCGGCCCUUGGGUGAGGGCCACAGACAGCGAUCUUGAUCACCUGGAAAACGGCCUGAGCAGCGGGGGGCGCAGCCUGAGCCAGGACCUGGCAGGAGGCCAGCGCUUUCCUCUCCCUCCUCUGUGCACUGACUGCCGUCCGUGCCCUUCCAGGCUGUGGCGCCUCAUCGUCUCACUGCGCAUAUGGGCUUCCAGACACGCGCACCACCGGGACCAGCGUCCGGACGCUUUCCUGGAGCGUUUCCGCGGUGCUGAGCUCAAGGAGGUGUCCAGCCGAGAAAGCAAUGCCCGGAGCCAGGGCGGCCAGGAGCCAGCAGACAGCGAGAGAAGCAAAGUCCCAUUGGCAAAAAGCAACGCCAACACCUGCAGCAGCUCAGAGGCGGACAAGGCAAGAAAGGAGAAAGAGGAAAGGGAGGAAGGAAAGCUGCCUCAAACAAGAGGAAAGGACGCCGUGGUGCUGGACCCCUCCAGCAACGUGUACUACCGCGGGUUGACCGUCAUCGCCCUGCCUGUUUUAUACAACUGGUGUUUGUUGGUGUGCAGGGCCUGUUUCGACGAGCUGCAGUCCGAGCACCUGGUGCUGUGGCUGGUCCUGGACUACUCGGCGGACGUCCUCUACGGCCUGGACGUGCUGGUGCGCGCCCGGACAGGCUUCCUCGAGCAAGGCUUGAUGGUCAGGGAUGCCAAGAGGCUGUGGCGGCAUUACACAGAGACCUUGCAGUUCAAGCUGGACGUGUUGUCCCUCGUCCCCACAGACCUGGCUUAUUUCAAGCUGGGCAUCAACUACCCGGAGCUGAGGUUCAACCGCCUGCUGAAGUUUGCCCGGCUCUUUGAGUUCUUUGACCGCACAGAGACGAGGACCAGCUACCCCAAUGUCUUCAGGAUCGGGAACCUGGUUUUGUACAUCCUCGUCAUCAUCCACUGGAACGCCUGCAUCUACUUCGCCAUUUCCAAGUUCAUUGGUUUCGGGACAGACUCUUGGGUCUACCCCAACAUCUCAAACCCGGAGUACGGGCGCCUCUCCAGGAAGUACAUCUACAGUCUCUACUGGUCCACCUUGACCCUCACCACCAUCGGUGAGACGCCACCCCCUGUGAAAGACGAGGAGUACCUCUUUGUCGUCGUAGACUUCCUGGUGGGCGUCCUGAUUUUUGCCACCAUCGUGGGCAACGUGGGCUCCAUGAUCUCAAACAUGAACGCCUCCCGGACUGAGUUCCAGGCCAAGAUCGACUCCAUCAAACAGUACAUGCAGCUCCGCAAGGUGACCAAGGACUUGGAGACGCGGGUCAUCCGGUGGUUCGACUACCUGUGGGCCAACCGCAAGACGGUGGACGAGAAGGAGGUGCUCAAGAGCCUCCCGGACAAGCUGAAGGCCGAGAUCGCCAUCAACGUGCACCUGGACACCCUGAAGAAGGUCCGCAUCUUCCAGGACUGCGAGGCGGGGCUCCUGGUGGAGCUCGUGCUGAAGCUGCGGCCCGCGGUGUUCAGCCCCGGGGACUACAUCUGCAAGAAGGGCGACAUCGGGAGGGAGAUGUACAUCAUCAAGGAGGGCAAGCUGGCAGUGGUGGCCGACGAUGGGCUCACCCAGUUCGUGGUCCUCAGUGACGGGAGUUACUUUGGGGAGAUCAGCAUCUUAAACAUCAAGGGGAGCAAGUCAGGGAACCGCAGGACGGCCAACAUCCGCAGCAUCGGCUACUCGGACCUGUUCUGCCUUUCCAAGGAUGACCUGAUGGAGGCGCUCACCGAAUACCCUGACGCCAAGAAGGCCCUGGAGGAGAAGGGACGGCAGAUCCUCAUGAAGGACAACCUGAUUGACGAGGACCUGGCCAAGGCCGGGGCAGACCCCCAGGACAUCGAGGAGAAGGUGGAGCACCUGGAGUCCUCCCUGGACACCCUGCAGACCAGGUUCGCGCGGCUCCUGGCCGAGUACAGUGCCAGCCAGAUGGCGGUGAAGCAGCGCCUCAGCCAACUGGAAAGCCAGGUACAGCUCUGUGGGCGCAGCCCCCUGCCUGAGGGGGUCGCACCGGAACCAGAGACCAAGCAGCCGUGA